Betta splendens (Siamese fighting fish) is the source of this 3931-nucleotide messenger RNA. It is a transcript of the gene dtna, whose product is annotated as dystrobrevin, alpha. Gene Ontology annotation, molecular function: zinc ion binding. Gene Ontology annotation, biological process: synaptic signaling. The coding region runs from base 612 to 2765 and encodes 717 amino acids. Lineage: Eukaryota; Metazoa; Chordata; Actinopteri; Anabantiformes; Osphronemidae. Gene Ontology annotation, cellular component: synapse; plasma membrane. The record is from RefSeq and is a predicted model, not a curated record. The transcript is spliced from 24 exons.
GUUAUCAGCAAGAAGUAACUAUAACUCUUUUCGCAAUUGUAUUGUAUAACAUUGAAUUGAAUUGAAUAUUAAAGUAAUAUUUAAAAAAAAUAAAAAAAACACUAAAAAUGUAAUAUUUACCUAAUCAUUUAUGAAAUCUUUAUUUUCAUUCGCAAAUAAAUUUACAAAAACUUAUUUUAUGUGAAUGACGUCAUCCUCCAAGUCGCAUAAAAGAAAAGCCUAAACGAGCAAACGAGCGAAUAGAACAUCGCUUCAUGAAUACGCACGAACACGAGUCCGCUUCCCACUUCCCACUGUUUAUCUCUUGCGUCCAACUUUCACAUUUUGCAGUCGAAGCGGGCUGACGCAAGUGAAGAGAUUCCGCAUUACGUCAUCGCGGAGGCCACACACUGGAGGCGAACGCUGGCCGCCGCUCAGUUCAGCCGGUGCGCUGCCCGAAAAUUUCCACCGCGCGAGCGAGCUUCGCGGGAGAGCGGCGCGGGAUCGGCCGCCUCGCGCAGUGAUGCUGCGCCCCACGCCGGAGACGCCGUGAUCGCGCCGCGGGAGACGACCGGCUGUCGUGUUCCUGGACGGAAAACAGUGAUGCUGCGCGACAUCGGAACGCAUUCUGAAUGAUUGAAGACUGUAGGCAGCGCGGUGACAACAUGGCAGAUAGACGGCAACUGUUCGUUGAAAUGAGGGCUCAGGAUUUGGACUCCAUACGGUUAUCAACAUACAGAACAGCUUGCAAACUCAGAUUUGUGCAGAAGAAAUGCAACUUGCAUUUGGUCGACAUAUGGAACGUCAUCGAGGCUUUCCGGGAGAACGGCCUCAACACCAUGGACCUCAGCGCCGAGCUCUCGGUGGCCCGUCUGGAGGUGGUCCUGUCCACCAUCUUCUACCAGCUCAACAAGCGCAUGCCCACCACCCACCAGAUCAACGCGGAGCAGUCCGUCGGCGUGCUGCUCAACUUCCUGCUGGCGGCCUACGACCCGGAGAGCCGCGGGAAAAUAUCUGUCUUUGUUGUGAAGACGGCCGUAGCAACCAUCUGUGGAGGGAAAAUUCUGGAUAAAUUAAGAUAUAUUUUUUCACAGAUAUCAGAUUCCGCUGGAAUAAUGGCGCCGUCACAGUUUGACCAGUUUCUGAGGGAGGUUCUCAAGUUACCGAUGGCGGUUUUCGAGGGGCCUUCGUUCGGUUACACGGAACAAGCUGCGAGAACCUGCUUCGCGCAGCAGAAAAAGGUCUCCCUCAACACAUUCCUCGAUACGCUGAUGUCAGACCCGCCCCCUCAGUGUCUGGUGUGGUUGCCGCUCAUGCACCGGCUCGCCAACGUGGAGAACGUCUUUCACCCGGUCGAGUGCUCCUACUGCCAUACUGAGAGUAUGAUGGGCUUCCGCUACCGCUGCCAGCAAUGUCAUAAUUACCAGCUCUGUCAGGACUGCUUCUGGAGGGGGCAUGCCAGCGGUUCCCAUAGCAACCAGCACCAAAUGAAGGAGUAUACGUCAUGGAAAUCCCCUGCUAAGAAGUUAUCCCAUGCCCUCAGUAAAUCGCUGAGCUGUGCAUCCAGCAGAGAGCCUCUUCACCCCUUCUUUCCUGAAAUGCCAGAGAAACCUCUUAACCUAGCUCAUAUUGUAGACACGUGGCCACCGCGACCAGUGAACAUCACCAAUGACUACUCGUUCUCCCACUCCAUGCCUACAUCAGGGAACCCUUACUCCACCAAAAACAAGAAUAAUGAUGUUGAGCAAAGAAAGCCCUUGACUGGGGCGGCUCCGCAUCUGAUGAAAGGCAGAGGGUUGAACUACAACCUCGACGUUGCCGAUAGACUCGCGGACGAACACGUUCUGAUUGGCCUCUAUGUGAACCUGCUCCAAAACCACCCCACAACAUGUUUGCUGGACAGCAGUAACCAUCAAGAUGAAGAGCACAGUCUUAUCGCCCGCUAUGCUGCUAGACUGGCUGCUGAUGCUGCGCAGGCUCAACAGCAGAGGGUCCCCACGGACCUCCCCUGCUCUCCGGAUGCCAACAAACAGCAGCGGCAGCUCAUUGCAGAGCUCGAGAGCAAAAACAGAGAAAUCCUGCAGGAAAUCCAGCGGCUGCGUCUCCAGCACGAGGAGGCCUCCCAGCCGCCUCCCGACAGGGGCCAGCAGAACCCCACGCUGCUGGCUGAGCUGCGACUUCUCAGGCAACGGAAAGACGAGCUUGAACAAAGAAUGUCCACUCUGCAGGAGAGUCGCAGGGAACUCAUGGUGCAGCUGGAGCAACUGAUGAUGCUUCUCAAGCAGGAGGAGGAACGAAAACGAGGCACUCAGGGUCCGGGCUCUCCGCGCUCUUCCCCCAGCCACACCGUCAGCCGGCCGAUGCCCACCCCGAUCCACUCGGACUCCGCCGGCACCACCCCCACUCACACGCCUCAGGACUCGCUCAUGGGCGUGGGAGGGGAUGUUCAAGAGGCCUUCGCUCAGGGUCCACGGAGAAAUUUAAGAAAUGACCUUCUCAUAGCGGCUGACUCCAUCACCAACACAAUGUCAUCACUGGUUAAGGAACUCAAUUCAGAGGGUGGAAGUGAGACAGAGAGCACCGUGGAUUCAGACUUUGGGCGCGGUGACCUACUGGCUACGACCUCUUCAGAUCCCUUCCUCAGCUACAAACCAAGGAGUGCUGCGGAUGAUGAGAGGUUUGAGAACGAUCUGGAGCAGCAGCUGGAGGACGAGCUCACCUUGGACGAGCUAACGAAGCACAGGCAGGAUGCAGAGAAAACAUGCAUGGUGACUCUGCAGCAGUGACCGUGUUGGUCCAUGUUACUGGUGAGCAAUAUGAAAAUGACAAUAGUUGAAGACACUGGAUGAGAUAGAACAGAGCACUGAAGAUUAGAAGACAAAAAAUCAAACCAUAGAAAACGUUUAUGUAAAGAUAUAUAUUUUUAACCAACGCAUAUUUAAGGUUAUACUGUGAGCUGAUGUAAAGAGAUUCAUUACUGAGCUGUCUACUAUACCACAGGUGCCAUAAACACACACACGAUAUGGGCAAUUAUUUCUUUUUAUGUGAGGUGUCUGGCAAAUGUACAACAGUACGGUGGCGGCAAACUCGAUUCUUUAGUUUUAGAACAGAGUGAACAAGGUUAGGUGUUUGUUCCAUGAGUUUAUUUAAAAAAAGAUUCUGCUGGAAUUGAACUUGUAGGUGAUCCAAUUUUCUAAAUGUAGAAAUCUGACCAAAUUUUUAUCACUACAGAUUUCAUACCGUUAUUGUCAAUUGGCUUUUCUAUUGUUUUUGACUUAUUGAUGAUGCAAUUGUUUGGUUUUAUUUGAUACAUAAUGAUAUUGCAUACCGCCUUAGCUGACUGGAUGAGCUUACAAGGGACUUGUGGGGCAUGUAGCGAACAGCAAACAAGCCCACUCAGCAGGACUGCUAGUGUGUUCACUGGACAAAUGGGGUCAAACGCUUCUAAUUAGGCUUUGGGAAGUGAUUUUUGUUUUAAGUGUGGCUGUCUAAACUGUCCAGUAUUUCUAAAAUAGAAAGAAAGUAACAUGGUAGAAACAGAAACUCUUCCAAAUUACUAAAAUGAAAAAGUUUUACAUGAUGAGGGCGUUGAAUAAAUUGUGUACAUAUGUGGUUUAUGAGGUUUGAUCAUCUGUCAUUUGCCAUUGUUUCAUUUCUCAGCGCCAAUGCUCUCACACAAUUAUUUGUGACUUGCCCAAUAACACACACACACACACACACACACACACACACACACACACACACACACACACACACACACACACACACACACACACACACCCCUGAUGGAUCCCCUGAGUGUGUGUGAAACUUUACUCAGUCACUUUGGGGAAAGUGGCAAGCCAAUCUAAAAUCGUAAAUGUGUGAAAUAUAUCUAGUUUGAUUUUUGAGCAAGUUCAUAGCAGUGAUUUUGCAUGGUGGUGAUGCAUAAUAAAGUGUUGACACAAUAUUC